UGAUGCAUCCAGAGCACGAGGGCCAGUCUGCCUUCAGCGCUGACACAGUUUGUGAUCCCAUGUGGAGGCAUGAGAGAGUCUUAGAUAGAGUUUCCCCCGAGCUUCCAGUGUUAUUAAUAAACACAAAGUGUGCCUCUGUUUUCCUAGAGACAGACAGACUGCAGAGCUGUCCUUAAAGUGAAGAGCAAGCCGUGUUCGCAGCUCUCUGGACUGUCAACCUUGAGCAAACUGUCCUCUAAGAGGCUGAUGGACGAUCAGACGUCAACAGACAAUGGGAAAGACACAGCAUUUACUGAGGAAAUACACAUGGAGCAUAGAUUUGGUGAGGAAAUCACAGACUCCGAAACAGAGGGCACACCACAUCCCAUCAUACAAAACGACCAGGAGGUCAUGGACAGCUUGGGGCAGCUUUUUGACCACUGCAUCCAGCAGGUGUCCCAUCUGGAGAAACAGAGGAACGAGCUGAUCCAAGAGCUCCUCGCUCUGCAGGAGCCCAUGCUGCGAGUGGUGGAGCACCUGAGAGGGAAGCUGGUGGAGACCAAGAGGCUGCUCACUCUGGCCCAGCUGGAUUACGUGGCUGUUUAUGAGGAAGUGCAGCAGGUGAAGAGGAAGCUGUUCGCCACAGCCAGGGACUGCAUCCAGAGCCAGGUGACGCUGGCUGCACGCGAGUAUGAGGUGGCUCAGUCUGCUGUCACACAGGAAGAGCUCAAAGCCUACGUCCAAAGCCUGACCCAGGAAUUGUCCCAGCUCCGGGAGAACUACCAGAAGCAGCUGAGGGACCAGGCCCGUCAGCCCUGCAGGCCCAGGGCCAUGAGCGACGCCAGCCUCUGCCGCCAGGCUUCUCUCAGACUGCAGCGGCGGCUCAGUGGCAGCAUGAGGUCGCUGGAGGGCUGGUACGAGCCUCGGCUCUUGGCACUGUUAAAGAAGAGGCAGAUCGGGGAGGACGCCUUGAGGAAGAGCAAGGAGCAGGCAAUAGACCUGAGGGCCCGCCUGGGGCCCCUGAAAGAUGAGAUGCAGAGGCUAGAUGUGCAGAGAGUCUGUCUGGAGAACAGGAUCAGUCUGAUGGAGCAGGAGAGGGAGGAGCACCGCACACAACACAAGGAGACAGUGGAGACAUUAAAAGAGACUCUGAGAGAACUGCAAGUGGAGUUUGAAGUUCAGAGAAAAUUUAAGAAAGAUUUGGAGGAUCAUAAGAACGGCCUUUUGGAAGAGCUGAAAUCUCUGGGGUAGGUUCACUUUGAUCACAUCACUGUUUUACUCUAAAUUGUAAGCAGAAUUCAAUGAAUUGCUAAUAGCAACCUUGUCUUACAGAGGCUCUGAUGAACCCAGUGAAACCACUGUGGAAGACGAGCCCUAAUUUCCUGUUUCCAACGGAUAUUUUUAAAAGAUUAUCUAUAUUAGACCAAACUACAGCAUUGAACUUACGCACUAUUAAUUAGCUUCUGCCGAGUCAUUUGCUUAUGAAAGGGGGUGGGAACUUGAGCAGAUAAAUACCAACAACUUAAAAAAAAAAUCCCAAAAAUGUAAAAAGUGAGUCUGGUAGACACACUGGCAGGGGAAUCUUUCUACAGCAUCUGCAUGUUUUAAAGGGGGCCUAUUUUGUUUUUGUUUUUUUCUUUUCCUUUAGUGCUUCAUAUGUUCUUGUGCAUGAAAAAGAUCUUGAAACUUAAAAAGCCCACUGUCCACACUAACAGAAGCUUCACUGAGAAUCUACAAUGCAAAUAGUCAUGAAAAUACAGAAACAACAUUAAAUGAGAGGGUGUGUCCAAACAUUUGACUGGUAGUGUAAGCCUGUUCUAGUAGUAGCCCAAACUUAAAUUAUAAACCUGAAAGUGAGCCUUCAGG
Molecule: messenger RNA, 1845 nt
Organism: Acanthopagrus latus (yellowfin seabream)
Lineage: Eukaryota; Metazoa; Chordata; Actinopteri; Spariformes; Sparidae
Product: syncoilin-like
Exons: 4
Coding region: 247-1230 (327 amino acids)
Cellular component (GO): intermediate filament
Source: RefSeq, a predicted model, not a curated record